AUGCAAUUCAAACCUCAAGAAGAAGAUUUGACGUUGGUUGUUACCGGCCAUGGUGUGGCCGACUACGAUGCCUGGCUAAAGGUAUUCACUGGUGCUUGCGAGGCUCCCAAAGAGGAAAACUUUCAUCGCAAUGUCUUGCAAGUCAAGUACCAUUUGGCCGCGCAGCAAACCAACCCCAAACAAGGCACCAGCAAUCCUUGCUGCCUGGUAGUGGCUGUCUCGCCUUCGACGACGGACGCAAUCAUGGAGGGGGUGCUCAAGUACGAGGGCGAACCCUUUGAUACAUUCAAAAAAGACGGAACCAUGAUCCCUCCCUUUGAACCCAACAUGAUGGGCCGUUUGGUUGCCGAUCGCUGGGAUGUCCCGGAAGAAGAGGUGGGGGAGGAUUUGAAAAAGAAUCCCGGAAACUACAUGGUAUAUGUGGCAUCCCAUGGUGUCCCCUCGUUUGACAAAUGGUACACGGAAGCCUUUGGCGGUGGAGCUCCCA
Messenger RNA from Seminavis robusta, 487 nucleotides. NCBI's taxonomy places the organism in Eukaryota, Bacillariophyta, Bacillariophyceae, Naviculales, Naviculaceae. The record is from the annotation of a GenBank genome assembly.